Molecule: messenger RNA, 3095 nt
Organism: Mus caroli (Ryukyu mouse)
Lineage: Eukaryota; Metazoa; Chordata; Mammalia; Rodentia; Muridae
Gene: Ncbp1
Product: nuclear cap binding protein subunit 1
Biological process (GO): mRNA export from nucleus; regulation of mRNA processing; nuclear-transcribed mRNA catabolic process, nonsense-mediated decay
Cellular component (GO): nuclear cap binding complex; nucleus
Molecular function (GO): mRNA binding; protein binding; RNA cap binding
Source: RefSeq, a predicted model, not a curated record
GUCGGCGCAGGGGCCGCCGGGAAAAUCCCGCCGGGCCUGUGCAAAGCUGAGGCGAGAUCGCUGCGGCCGGAAUAAUUUAGCUCGCUGUCCAGAAGGACCCGGGGUGGAAAGCCGGAGGAGGCGGCCGCGCUUGGACUUGCAGACGCCGGCCUUCCACCGCGGAACCCAUCCGGUGCCCCUCAGCUCGCGCUUCCGGCAGGCGUCGUGAGCGAGUGCGCCUGCGCGCCGCUCAGUCCGCGCGCCUCGCCGCUGACCGCGCACCGGCCGGCCGGCAGCCCGACGGUUCUGGGGUUGCAGGCGGCUCACAACUCAGAUCGGCUGCGCACCAGCAAGCAGCAUGUCGCGGAGGCGGCACAGCUACGAGAACGAUGGUGGACAACCUCACAAAAGGAGGAAGACGUCUGAUGCAAAUGAAACUGAAGAUCAUUUGGAAUCUUUAAUAUGCAAAGUAGGGGAAAAGAGUGCCUGCUCUUUAGAGAGCAAUCUCGAAGGCCUGGCUGGUGUUUUAGAAGCUGAUCUUCCUAACUACAAGAGCAAGAUCUUAAGGCUCCUUUGUACAGUUGCACGUCUGUUACCUGAGAAGCUAACAAUUUAUACAACAUUAGUUGGACUGCUGAAUGCCAGAAAUUACAACUUUGGAGGAGAAUUUGUAGAAGCUAUGAUUCGUCAACUUAAAGAAUCACUAAAAGCAAAUAACUAUAAUGAAGCUGUAUAUUUGGUCCGUUUUCUGUCUGAUCUUGUGAAUUGUCAUGUGAUCGCUGCCCCGUCUAUGGUUGCUAUGUUUGAGAAUUUUGUAAGUGUAACUCAGGAAGAAGAUGUGCCUCAAGUGCGACGGGAUUGGUAUGUGUAUGCAUUUCUGUCAUCCUUGCCCUGGGUUGGAAAAGAGUUGUAUGAAAAAAAAGAUGCAGAAAUGGACCGCAUCUUCUCCACCACUGAAAGCUAUCUCAAAAGACGCCAGAAGACUCACGUGCCCAUGUUACAAGUCUGGACUGCCGAUAAACCACAUCCACAAGAAGAGUAUUUAGAUUGCCUGUGGGCCCAGAUUCAGAAAUUGAAAAAAGACCGGUGGCAGGAGAGGCACAUCCUAAGACCCUACCUUGCCUUUGACAGCAUCCUCUGUGAAGCUCUGCAGCACAACCUGCCUCCUUUCACACCGCCGCCCCACACAGAGGACUCCGUGUACCCGAUGCCCAGGGUCAUCUUCAGGAUGUUUGACUACACAGAUGACCCAGAAGGCCCUGUUAUGCCAGGGAGCCAUUCGGUGGAGAGGUUUGUCAUCGAGGAGAAUCUUCACUGCAUCAUCAAGUCCUACUGGAAGGAAAGGAAGACUUGCGCUGCCCAGCUGGUGAGCUAUCCAGGGAAGAACAAGAUCCCCUUGAACUACCACAUAGUGGAGGUGAUCUUUGCAGAGCUGUUUCAGCUUCCAGCGCCUCCUCACAUUGACGUGAUGUACACUACACUGCUAAUCGAACUGUGCAAACUUCAGCCGGGCUCUCUGCCCCAAGUGCUUGCACAGGCAACUGAGAUGCUGUACAUGCGUCUUGACACGAUGAGUACCACGUGUGUUGACAGGUUUAUUAAUUGGUUUUCUCAUCAUCUAAGUAAUUUUCAAUUCCGUUGGAGCUGGGAAGAUUGGUCAGAUUGUCUUACUCAGGAUCUUGAAAGUCCCAAACCAAAGUUUGUAAGGGAAGUUCUAGAGAAGUGCAUGAGGUUGUCUUACCAUCAACAUAUAUUAGAUAUUGUUCCUCCCACCUUCUCAGCUCUGUGUCCUGCAAACCCAACCUGCAUUUACAAGUAUGGAGAUGAAAGUAGCAAUUCUCUUCCUGGACAUUCCGUGGCACUCUGUUUAUCUGUUGCUUUUAAAAGUAAGGCAACCAACGAUGAGAUCUUCAGCAUUCUGAAGGACGUACCAAACCCUAACCAGGUUGAUGAUGACGAUGAAGGGUUCAGAUUUAACCCCUUGAAAAUAGAGGUCUUUGUCCAGACUCUGCUGCACUUAGCUGCCAAGUCCUUCAGUCACUCCUUCAGUGCUCUUGCGAAGUUUCAUGAAGUCUUCAAAACUCUAGCGGAGAGUGAUAAGGGGAAGCUGCACGUGCUGAGAGUCAUGUUUGAAGUGUGGAGGAACCAUCCACAGAUGAUUGCUGUGCUGGUUGAUAAGAUGAUUCGUACACAGAUUGUCGACUGUGCUGCAGUAGCAAACUGGAUCUUCUCAUCGGAGCUGUCUCGGGACUUUACGAGGUUGUUUGUGUGGGAAAUUUUGCACUCUACAAUUCGUAAGAUGAACAAACAUGUUCUGAAGAUCCAGAAAGAGCUAGAAGAAGCUAAAGAAAAACUGGCGAGGCAGCACAAACGACGCAGUGAUGACGACGACAGAAGCAGUGACAGGAAGGACGGUGCCCUGGAGGAGCAAAUAGAAAGGCUGCAGGAGAAGGUGGAGGCUGCUCAGAGCGAGCAGAAGAACCUCUUCCUUGUCAUCUUCCAGCGUUUCAUCAUGAUCUUGACCGAGCACUUGGUACGAUGUGAAACGGAUGGGACCAGUAUAUUGACCCCGUGGUAUAAGAACUGCAUAGAGAGGCUGCAGCAGAUCUUCCUACAGCAUCACCAGACCAUCCAGCAGUACAUGGUGACCCUGGAGAACCUGCUCUUCACGGCCGAGUUAGACCCUCACAUCCUGGCUGUGUUCCAGCAAUUCUGUGCUCUGCAGGCCUAACACUCGCGUUUCUUCCCUUUUUAUUAUCUUGAAAUACCUUGUCUUAUUUUUGAUGGUUUGAAUGUUUAGUAGCCUUUCACUUCCUGAUGGGAAUGGGAGGAGAGUGAGGAGUAUGACGUGACCCUUCGUUGCCCUGCAGGGCAAGUGUGGCUUGAUAACAGCGAUGUCAUGGUGACCGUAGAGUUGUACAUCUGUGAGCACAACUUUCCUGUGAUAAAUUUGAUACUUUUUCUCCUUAGGACACAAAACAACAGAUUUGAGGUGUAUGAAAUGCAAGGUCGGGCUUGCAAAAUAGUAGAUACAACCGAGGGGCUAUCCCCAGGGAGCCAACUUUUCUCUGCUCCUGGGAACAUGGCUGGAAUAAACUGAAGUUAUGAUUUUUAAA